AGAGAGAUGAAAUGGGUGAUCUGUAUGGACGGGGCAAUGGGUUUAGUUCUGAGUUUUUGAAUUCUGCUUCAAAACUCUUGCAGGAUGUACAGUAUGAAUCUAUUGAAUCAUUGUGCCAUUUGAAGCAUUUUGUAUCGAGAAGGGAGUCCCCAUGGAAGGUGGAUGGUGAGUCAACAGGUGUCUCCUCUAAACUAGAGUUACUUGAGCAUGAACUGAUGAAUUUGGAAAGAAUUGGUAAAGGUGAUCAAUCAAAGGUACCACCAUCAGAGGUGAGAAAAAAAGCAAAGAGAUAUCAAGCUCUUUCACGGAAGAUUGAUGAUCUAUGCAAAAGAGUGCAAACAAGUGAUCCACGUGAACCCACACUGAGCUCGGAGUUUCGAGCACAAAGGCAAACAGAGUUUUUGCUUGAAGCAUUUCGUCUCCAGCAGCAUGCAUCUGAAACUGGACAAAAGCUGAUGGCAUUGAAAACUGAGACGGGAAAGAGCGAUUUUGGGGAUGAGCUUGAAGGUCACACCAAACUGACUACACAGCGGUGCUUGGACUCAAUUAAAAACAACUUCAAAGAAAUCCAGAGGAACUUGGAGAUAUGGUUGGCUAGAAUCAUUGGAGAUCUUCAAGGGAUUCAAGCUAGAGAUGGCGCCUCUCGAGUAAGGGAAUAUUAUAUAUCCAGAUAUCCUUCUGUUCAAUAGAGAAAUCAUGACUCAACUAUGAAUCCUGAUCUAGCAAAUAUAUGUAUUCCUUUUUUAGUGAAUUACUAACACAACUGGAGCUUAGAAGGGAAAAAAAAAAAUGUUGUAGAAUAGAGACAUCAAUGAAGAACUCGUGUAAAUG
Camellia sinensis is the source of this 831-nucleotide messenger RNA. The record is from RefSeq and is a predicted model, not a curated record. Lineage: Eukaryota; Viridiplantae; Streptophyta; Magnoliopsida; Ericales; Theaceae.